Aspergillus glaucus CBS 516.65 is the source of this 960-nucleotide messenger RNA. RefSeq names its product zinc metalloprotease. The record is from RefSeq and is a predicted model, not a curated record. Gene Ontology annotation, molecular function: metallopeptidase activity. The transcript is spliced from 2 exons. The coding region runs from base 1 to 960 and encodes 319 amino acids. NCBI's taxonomy places the organism in Eukaryota, Fungi, Ascomycota, Eurotiomycetes, Eurotiales, Aspergillaceae.
AUGUUUUGGAUCUUUGGGCUUCAUCUUCUUGUUAUUUUUUUAUCCACAAAUCUACAGGCGCAAUGCGAAGUGUUUGAGGUUCGAAGUCAUGCCUCUUGCAUGACCGGCACUCCAGGCGAUCUACUUCUUCAAGAACAUCAACGAUUGGGCCUAGCGGAAGCCGAUAAUGGGACACCUGAUUCAGAAAAUAGAGAAAUACUGGCGACAAUCUACAUCGAUAUAUGGUUCCACAUUAUUAGUAGUGAGGCGGCGGCUAAAUUGGUCUCAGAUGAAAUGGUCCUUGCCCAGCUCUCAGCACUACAAAAUGCAUACAAAAGCGCAUCAAUAUCAUAUCGGCUACAGGGUGUCACCCGCAGCAUCAAUGACACAUGGGCCCGCAACGGGAAUGACCUGGAUAUGAAAGAAAACCUUCGCAAAGGAGGCUACAGUACCCUCAAUAUCUACUUCCAGACGGAUCUUCAAGCAAGUCAUGGCGGAAAUGGAAGGCUCGUUCCUUACGACUUUGACCGACAAAGUGACCUUUCGACCGGGUUGACCUCGCUUGUCUUAGGGUUUUGCACGAUGCCGGACCCCAAGAUAAAUGCAAGCAGCCCGCGUCGUGAUUAUGUCAAGGAUGGGUGUAAUGUGCUUGCUAGAACAAUGCCAGGUGGUCCUUUGACAGGUUACAAUCAUGGUGGCACUGCAAUACAUGAAGUUGGACACUGGAAUGGGUUAUUACAUACAUUUCAAGGAGAGUCAUGUUCUCCUGAUAAUGAUGGUGAUUAUAUCACAGAUACUCCACAGGAGGCUGUACCAACACAAGGAUGUCCUUCAGAGAAGAAUUCAUGCCCGAGCUGCCCUGGUGUAGAUGCCAUUCAUAAUUUCAUGGAUUAUUCUUCAGAUGAGUGUUAUGAGAGCUUUACGCCGGGGCAGACAAGGAGGAUGAGAGGUAUGUGGUCAGCUACCAGGGAAGGCAAAUAA